AUGUACUCGCCCGCGGCCGGCGCCGACUUCACACACGCGUCGGUGCGGGUGCGCGGCAUGAGCGCACGCAGCGAGGCCCUGUUCCGCUGCACCGGCCAGAACGGCUCGUUCAUCGGCAUUGCGCUCUCCGUGACGGCGCCACUGAGCGACUCGGUGGCCGACUGGCCCCUGUCGGCGCUCACCGACCAGCGCACGUCGGUGGGCCUCCUGCGGGCCAUUCCGCUCGCUAGCCACGGCUGGAUGGCCGGCAGCGUGCUGCGUGCGACCGAGAAGAACGGCACGGCCGGGCCUACGGUGGAGCUCUUCACGGUGGCGCCCGGCGAUCUGUUCGGGUCGGACGGCGGCGGCCUUCUCCUGGCCGACCGCGCGCUGAGCGUGUCGACACUCAAGGCCAACGCGACGGCGUUCUUUGCGGCCGUGCAGCGCCGGCUGGCGACGGACGUGACACCGAUCGACGCCCGGCUAGCGGACCUGUUCCCGAGCGAGUCUGCGGCGGUGUCGGCCGCGGUCGAGGCCUACGCCGCGCAGGCGCUGCAGCCGACCUGGCUCGGAUUCCUCGCAUACCACGCCCGGCGCCACCAGCACCAGCUCUUCGUGUCCGCCGACGGCCAGCUGGCCACUCUGUCGGUCGACUUCGGCCUCCCGCCCACGCAGCUCACCGCCGAUUCGGACAACACCACCACCGCGGCCACCAUCGUGGCCCAGGCCAACCGUGCGCUCGACGCGCUGGGCAGCGCCGUCAAGGCCAAGUACGGUGGCAUCACCAACUCCUACGUCGUGCCGACCGUGUCGUCGGACCUCUCCAACGCCAAGGCCAGCCUCACCGGCUUCUUCACCGCGGCCGUGACCAUCAACUGCUCAACGAGCGCGGUGGCCGUAGAGGUCGCGCCGCAGUACUCGGCCGUGGCCUCGCUCAAGGCCGACUUCGCGGGCGUGUCGAGCGCGCUCUUCACCGCGGCCGACAUCACCUACGACUUCUCCUCGGCCGCCGGCGCGGCGGCAACCAUCAGCGCCACGCCGGCGUCGGCCCUCCAGGGCGCCAUGGGCAGCACGGUGGGCCUCACGCUCGAGGGCCAGCUGGCCAUCGACGGCCCGUGGACCAACGUGUCGGCCCUCGGCCCGCAGCUCCAGACCAUCGCCAACGGCGUGGCCGAAGUGACCUGGGCGCGCGGCGUCGUGCGACCGUUCGUCGACGUCGACUUUGGUCGCAUGUCGGCAAGCACGCGCCUGGCCGACAUGAUCUCGGCCCUUGGGACCAACAUCACCGCCAACGUGGCCCCGGCCAUGCGCGGCUGGGCGCUGGCGCAGCGGAUGAAGGCCGACAUCGAGGCCCACGCCGCGGGCGACGCCACCGUCGUGGUGCACGCCCACGUGGUGCCGCUGGUCGGUGCAUCGCAAACGAUGGACGUGUCGCUGGUGGUGCAUAGCCAGCGGCGCGUGCAGCUGUCGAGCGCUGGCACGACCUGGGACUCGAUCGCCGACACGGCGCGCCUGGCGAUCCCGCUCGCGCUCACCACGCGGCUGCGGUUCAGCGUGAGCGCGUCGGCCGCAACGGGGGUCUCGUUCGGCGUGCGCGGCGGCGGUCGGCUCACCGGCAGCUGGGCGAUCCCCUUCACGUACCACAUGCUCUCGGGCGCGGUCACCAACGGCUCGGCCGCGAUCGACGUCAGCCUCCCGGGCGGCGGCGCCAAGCUGAGCCUCGGCCUCGACGUCGCCGCGUCGCAGCCAACGACUGUGAGGAAUGCGACGAAUUCAACGAAUUCCAAGAAUCAGGAGCCGCUGGCGCUGCGGGCCGAGAUCUCGGACGACGAUCUGGUGGACCAGCUGGUGCCCGCCGUGCUGGUGGUCACGCAGGCCGCCGAUGGCAGCGACGCGACGAUGGGCACGCGCACCAUCAGCCCGUCGCGCCUGGUGUCGGCCCUGGGCGAGGCCCUUCUGCCCGCCCUCACGCAGGCCUUCACCGGCGCGCUCAACAUCGCUGUGCCGCCGCUCAAGAAGCCGCUCGGCUCCAUCACCCAGUUCAACGAACUGGUCACGGCCGUCAAGCCGUGGCUCACCACCGCGGCCGACCCGACCCUCGGCGCCGCGCGGCUGGUCCAGUCCGCCACCUUCUGCACUGCCACCGGCGCGUCCACACCGCUCGCCUUCAACGUGAGCAUCAACGACUUCGACCCGGUGCGCUGCGAGGCCGCCGCGCCGCUGGCGCCGACCAGCCUCGACGCCCUGCGGGCCGACAUCGCCACGAUGCUGGCCGGGUGCGGCCUCGCGGGCUAUCUCGAGGCCCAGGUGAUCGACGUCGAGCGCGUGGUCACCCCCAACGAAAGCGACCGGCAGUGCGGCCACGUGGGCCUGUUCCCCGCCGUGCCGGGCAUCGUGUGGAACUUCGCCAUCGCCACCGAUCCGAUGCCGCCGACGGCCAACAUCACCUUCGGCACCUCGACCUACAUCUCCACGCCCAAGCCGGCCUUCGCGACGUGGACCGACCUGGCGCGCCUGCUGGCCGCGGUCCUGACCCACGACGAUGCCGACCCCGCCGACGCUGCACUGGUGGCGGUGCCCGAGUGGACCACGGCCGAGGCCGGCGUGGUGGUGCCGCCCGAGCUGGCCGCCUACUACCCGCCGCGGCUGCCCGCCGUGGCUAUCCGCGUCGAGGCCCAGCACACUGCGGUCGACCACCAGUUCGAGCUCGACGCCCAGAUGAGCACCGCCGACGGCGUGCUCCAGCUCCAGUCGCACACCGACGUGGGCACCGGCACCGUGCGCUCGUCCCUGUCGGCCGCCUUGGUGACCGUGUUCGGCGCGCCGCCGCUGGGCGGCCGCGGCAACAUCAGCCUCAGCACCAACUACGACGGCGUCAACACGACGGCCAACGCCACGCUCGUGCCCGCCGCGCCCGACAACACGUUCGCGCUCAUCAUGGGUGCCCAGAUCCUCUCGACGUCGGCCCCGCCGGCCAACGUCGGCGCGCGCCAGCUCAUCACCCUGCUGCCCGGCAAGCUGCUGAGCGCGGCCCUGAUCGACGACGUCGUGCCCCAGAUCGACCCGGCCCUGCGGCCCAUGUUGGCCGUGUACGAGAUGCCCAGCGACGGGCUAAUCUACCCCGUGACACAGAUCCGCUUCGACCUGGGACCCCACCAGCUGGCCGACGGGCGGUGGGCGGUGCCGACGGCGUUCGGCCUCGAGGCCACGUCGCAGCUGCCGGCCCUGACCAACGCCUCCAACGUGCCCUCGCAGUCGGUGGUGCUGGCGCGCGACGUGGCCAUGCGCCUCGCGACGCGGGUCGAGACCGUGGGCGCGCUGCUCGACGGCGAAGGCCGCAGCAACCGGCGCGCGGCGCCCACGGCCGAGGGCCGCAUCGCCAUUCUCGGGUUCACGUCGGGCCAGCACGCGGCGCUGAGCCAGGUCGAGGUCGAGGUCAAGGGCGUGGGGCGCUACCAGACCAUGGCCGAGCUGUACCCGCCGCGCGAGACCUUCUUCGACCAGUUCGCGGUGGGCGUGGCCCUCAACAACUCGGCCGCGGUGGGCGGCCUGCAGAUGACCGACCUCCAGCGCGUCGACACGGACCUGCCCGACGUGCGAUUCGCCCAGGAGGGCCGCUGGGCCGUCGACAGCCUCGAUGCGCUCAAGGCCCUGACCACGCAGGCGCUCACCAGCUGGACAGCCGAGUUCAACGGCACCGCGCAGGCUGUCGACACAUUCCGCAGCCUGUUGCAUACCAACGACUCGAUCUGCACGUGGAUGGGCCUGGCCUCCAACGUGUCGCAGGCCAUCGUCACGGCCAAGGCCGCCGGCGUGCGGCUGCCCUUCAGCCAGCACGGCUUCGGGUCGCUCCUGUCCGACAGCCUCGCCUCGUCGCUCGCCGAGCUCCACACCAGCGUGUGCGUCAACCACGAGCCCUUCUCGCUGGGCACCUACUGCCGCGUGGCCCGCGGCGCCUUCGGCGGCACCACGACGGCCUGCGCCAACGCGACCCUGUCCGAAGCGGGCCUCACGGUCGACCUGGUCGUGGUGCCCUUCAACCGCUCCUACGUCGACCAGCUGCGGUUCGACACCAGCUCGCUCUUCAACAACGCGCAGGUGCCGGUGGGCCUCGGCGCCAGCGGCGACCUGUCCCUGCUGGGCGAGUUCGACUUCCGCAUGCGGCUGCUGGCCCGCUUCGGCGGCGAUGAAGGCGGGGUGUCGUUCGGGCUCGACCCGGCCGGGACCUACUUCUCGGCGCGGGCCGGGUUCGACGUGCAGGGCACGCUGCGGUUCUACUUCGGCCCGGUCUCGCUCAACCUGCUCACGGCCCACGCCUGGCUGGGCGACCCCGCCACCCUCAUCGUCCGCCUCCUGCCCACGUCAGCCGCUGACGUCACCGCGCUCGAGUUUGUUUCCGCCGAAAAGUCGUUGUCGUCGACAGAGCUUGUGACGGUCGACACUUGGUCGAGCCCCGAGGCCGGGGCCUUGAUCGACACGCAGGGCCGGCUCGAGAUCUCGGGCAAUGCGGGCUUCACGGCCGUGGUGGGCUUCAGCACCAGCGUGCAGUGCUCGAUCGACGUCGGCGUGCCCGACCUGGGGGCCUUCCUCGCCGGCGGCCAGCGCCCCAGCGUGUCGCAGCGCGGCUGCGGCCAGGGCUUCGCGCAGGAGCUGCUCAAGGCCCUCCUCAAGCAGUCCCUGCUGGACUACUUCUCGUCGCGCUUCCUGGCCCAGUGGGAGUCGGGCUUCGCCCAGUUCCUGGGCCGCCUGUUCGGCCACACCGGGCCGCUGCGGGCCGGCGGCCCCGUGGUGCCGCUGAUCGACAAACUGGUCACGGCGCUGAUGACCGACAGCGUCGGGCGGAUGAACGGCGCCGACGCCAUGAACCGGCUCACGACGGCCAUCAACGGCAUCACGACGUCGCUGCUGCAGCGCAACACGACGGCCGACAUGCAGAAGCUGGACCAGCUGGUGCUCACGCUCAUCACCAAGGCCCUGUGCCGCGAGCUGGCGCCGGUGCUGGCCGAGUGCCCGGCCGUGCCCGACGUCACGUCCCCCGAGUACGUGUGGCCGCUCCACUUCCGCGGCACCAACUCGCGGCCCCUCGCCCGGCUCGGGUUCAGCCUGGGCGGCCACGGCUUCGCGGCGCUCGACCUCAAGUGCGCCGGCGCGGUGGUCAUGGAGUGGGACCUGCAGUUCGUCAUGGCCUUCAACCGCACCCACGGCCUCGACUUCCGCUUCGACCAGUCGCCCGAGGUCUUCACGGGUGACAUCGCGCUCGAGGUGGUGGGCGGCUGCGGCCUGUCGGGCACCAUCGGCUGGAUCGGGGCCGACCUCUCGAUCGACCAGCCCAAGCUGCUCGAGGGCCGGCUCACCGUCGACCCCCGCUUCCAGGUGGACCUCGCCGUGCGGGCGCAGAUCUACGGCAAGGCCGAGCUGGGCCUGGGCGGCAAGCUGGCCGAGCGGUUGGCCCACGCGCCCGACGCGCUCGACGCCCUGCCCCACUGGCAGGCCGCGCUCAACCUCACCUGGGGCUGGGACCUGCGCGCGCCCAACCAGGCGCUGGUGCCCAAGUUCGCGCUGACCGACAUCCGCUUCUGCGUGGGCCGCCUCCUGUCGCACGUCGUGUCGUCAACGGUGUCGCAGACCGUCGACCGGCUCCUGCGCCCUCUCGAGCCCGUGCUCGGCCCCAACGGCCUGCUCCUGCGCCCGAUCCCGGGCCUCUCCGACGUGUUCGGCCACGACCUCAACAUGAUCCAGCUCCUCAUCUACGCGUGCCGGGUCAACGGCGAGUGCCAGCUCAACGGCGUCGUCGACGCCCUGCGCACCUUUGUCGACAUCUACCACAAGCUCGACACCGUGCGCCAGAUCGCGGCCGCGCUCGAGGGCGACGGGUGCAACGUCGUCCAGCUGGUGCGCGACUUCGUCGUCGACUUCAACACGCCGGUGCCGAUCCCCAUCUACGACGGCGCCAUCCCGCCCGGCGGCCUCCAGUUCAACGGCACCGCCGACGCCAACCCGCAGCUCAAGCACACCGUGUCGGCCUUCUACGCCGGCGUCGUCACCUCGGGCCACUUCGGCGUGCGGCUCUACAUGUUCGACAACAUCGGCCAGAACCUGGUGAGCGCCAUGCUCGGCCAGGACUUCCCGCUGGCCGGCGUCACGCUGCCCGACGUCACCUUCUUCGUGUCCAAGGAGUGGUGGAUCCCCGUGUGGGUCUUCCCGCGCGUCGAUCUGGUGCUGGGCGUCAACGCGCGGUUCACGCUGAGCUUCGGCGGCGUGGCCCUCAUGUACUCGGGCCUGGCCGACGCCUACAAGACCGGCUCGCCGGGCGCCCUCUUCGGCGCCCUGGCCCUGCCCACCCGCAACGACGACGGCUCCGAGCGGUGGCCCGUCCAGGCCGCCAUCGGCUUCAAGGGCGGCGUCGGCGUCAGCAUCUUCAUCUUCCGCGGCGAGGUCUACCUCACCAUCACGCUCGAGGGCGACGCCGCCUUUGUCGACAUCGACAGCGACGGCUGGGUCACCUUCAACGAGAUCGCCUACCUGGUGCGCCUCAACGGCAUCAAGGGCGCCGUGCGCCUGCGCCUCGUCCUGCGCGCCGGGUUCGGCAUCAAGAUCCAGGCCUGCAUCCGGCUGCUGUGGAAGCGCAAGUGCUGGACCCUCUUCAACAAGCACUGGGACCGGUCGUGGCCGCUCUACGACAACUCGCGCCGCCUCUUCGACUCCAUCGCCGCCGCCUCGGGCUCGCAGUCCUCCGUCAACCUCGGCAUGGUCGCCUUCAACCCGCAGACCGGCCACUCUGCUCUCGGCUACGAUGAUGAUGAUGAUGGUGAUGGCUACUACAACGGCCACGGCGUCAUCGUCAACGAUGAUGAUGACGGCACGAUGAUGAUGAACACAACGAUGAUGACGAUGAUGAAGCCGAUGGCGGAGAUGCGUGCGGCGGACCAGACGGACCUGACGUACUCGAUCUACCAGACGCCGGCGGGACUGACGGUGGACUUUGCGCCGAUGGGCAUCGGGGUGGGCUCAGGCGCGCCGCACCUGUCGCGCGCGGGCCUCCCCUCGGGCCAGGCCAUCGCGGCCUACGGCAACCCGGGCGCCACGCCCUUCACCUGGGCCGUCGGCUACGUGGCCCAGACUGUCGCCAUGCCGGCCUAUGCCACCGCCACCCUGCGCUUCCUCGUCUCCGAGUACCCCGGCGUGAGCGCGAUGACCGUGUCGCCGCAGGUGGUGUCGCCCGACACGGCGCCCGGCGUGACGGUGUCGACCUGCGCGCUGCUCCACGUCGCGCAGCCCACGACGGGCGUGGCCUACGGCGUGUGGGGCGUGCCCUGCGCGACGCUGCUCGAGUCGAUGGUGACCAACAACGUGUCGCUCGCGGGCGCCGCGGCGGCCUACCCGCACCCGCUCACCCUGUCGGGCGAGGCCUGGGCCGUGUCGAGCACCAUCACCGCCACGCAGCUCACGAUCGCGUCGGGCUCGCUCUCGGCCAUCGACGGCCCCAGCGCGGCCCAGGUGACGCUGCCGGCGGCCUACCAGGUCCUCACCGUAUCGGGCGACCUCCAGCGGCCCGCCACCUACACGCUGGCCGACGUGCGGGCGGGCGUGACCGCGAGCGUGACGGGCGGCGUGGCCGACGAUCUGUUCGUGGUCCAGGGCAUGCACCUCCUGCACGGCAGCACGACGAUCGCGGGCGGCGCGGGCGUCGACGCGAGCGAGGUGACGAUUGUGACCGACGCCGGCGUGGAGCUCGACGUGACGGUGACGCCCGCGUGGCUCGUGGUCGAGAACGCGCUGGGCGUGGCCAACACGCUGCGGCACAGCAGCGUCGAGCGGCGCACGUACCUGGUCCACGGCGCGCCCAACACGCGGUCGCGGGUGACCCUGUUGGCGCCGGAGCGCGACGACUCGGUCGUGAUCGUGGCCCACGGCGCGCCCGGCAGCACCAUCGCUCAGCAGAUCACCGGCUGCGACGGCAAGUCCGAGGUGCGGUACUCGUUCCGCGACGGCGGGGACCACGAGCUGCGCAUCGGCAACAACCAGCGGGUGACCGACAUGCGCUGCACUGUGUGGCUCGACGCCAUUCCGCCCGGCGGCGCCGGCGGCCAGACGGUGAGCGUGAUUAUCGAGGCGUCGGCCGAGACGCGGCCGCUCCAGUACGACGUGCAGGAGAACGCCAUCUUGAUCUACGACGUGGAGGGCGACGGCAGCUUCUUCCACCUCAUGUUCGACCAGAUCCAGCGGGUCCAGAUCCAGUUCGGCGUAGGCGGCACGGUGCUGCGCAUGGCCGAGGGCACCACCGGCACCGAGUUCUUCUUCGACUUUGUCGACACCAACGCGACGACGGUGAACGAGGCCCGCAUCGCGGCGACCAACAGCCCGGUGCUGCUGGCCGGCCACCUGACCACGGUCGACGUCGGCCCGGCCCAGACCGCGAUCGUGAGCGUCGACCCGCUGCAGGACAUCCUCGCGCCCGUCGCGAUCGCCCAGCCGCCCGCACAGCUCCCAUCUGCGCUCGUGCGGCUGGCCUCGGGCACCGGCCCGCGCGCGCCGGCCCAGCACUACUACCUCGACAGCGCGUGCCUCGCCGCGCGCGACCGCAGCUCGUCGUCGGGUGCGCCGUCGCCGGUGCAUGUGGGGACCAAGCCGUCGGCCUGGCUCUGCGGGCUGAUGACCCAGCACGGCCUGCCCUCCGCGGCCUGCGCCGACCCGUGCCCGGUGAUCUACACGGGGCCGAUCAACGUCACCAUCGCCACGGGCUGGGCCGACGACUCGUUCUACGCCGCCGACGUGGUGGCGGCCAGCGUGGCGGUGAGCCUCGGGCCGGGCGCGGACAACGUCACCUGGCUCGCGGUGCCGGCCAGCGCUGGCGUCGGUCGGGUCACGGCGCGGUUCGAUCUGGGCCACGGCUCAGAUCAGCUGCUGCUGGCCUCGCCCGUGCGCAACGUGACCGUGCUCCUGGGCGAUGACACCGACGUAGACCAGGUGGCCUUCUACAGCGGCGGGCUGCCGGUGCCGCCCAGCAUCAACGGCAACGUCGUGGCGCCGGUCGGCCCCGACGGCGCGGCGCUCACCCUCGAGCAGGUCCACCUUCAGGACCUGCUGUUCGUCUACGGCGGCAAUCCCGCCGGGCCGCUCGGUGACGGCGUUGCUGUCGACAGCAAUGUCACGUCAUCAUUGCCAGGCGGCCACCGCGUGGGCGACGAUCGGCCGGUGGUGACGAUCAAUGUGACGGUGCCGGGCCAGGUGGUCAGCAUGGACGCCCAGUCGGGCAUCAUCUACCACGUCGUCGGGUCGGCCCAGUCGGCCACCGUCAGCCUCAACGGCAAGGGCCGCCCGCAGCCGCCGUUCCCCGUCGCCGUCGACUGGGACCUGCUCGUUGACGUGCCGCCGUCCGUCGGGCUCUCGGUCACUAUGCUCGCCGAGAGCGGCUCGCGGUCCAAGGCCACUAUCGACAUCGCCGACCAGUCGCCGGGGCCGUCGGUCCAGUCUGUCGACAUCCGCUCGAUCGACCCGCCCGGCCUGUGCAGCACCGUGGUGGGCCUGCUCGAGGUGCGCACCAACCACGUCGACCAUCUCAAGAUCGACGCCCGGCGCCCCAUCGCCGCCCGCGUGGCCGGCACCGCCUUCGCCGACCUGGUCAUCGUCACCCCCGAUACGCCCGCAGCCGGCUCGUCCGCGUCGUCGGUCUAUCUGGCCAGCGUGGAGAACACUACGCUGGUGGUCAACGCCACUGUCACCGUCGCCGCUCCAGCGCUGCUGGCCACUCGCGCCAUCGUCGCCACGGGCCAACGCGCGCAACUGACCUUCGACGGCUACGCCUUCGGCAGCGGCGGCGCGUCGUUCGUCGACGGCUGCCUGCUGGGCGCCGGGCUCGCCGCGCCGUCUACGCCCUUCUCGCCGUGGUUCGCUGGCGAGGCCGCCGCGGCGCUGGGUAGCGCCACCGCAGUGGCGGCGGCCCAGGCAUGCUCGUUCUAUGGGCUUCGGUUGGCGAGUGUCAACCUGACCACGCCCGCGCUAAGCCUGGGCGGCCUCGGAGCCGAUCGCGCGGUGCGGCGGGUCAACCUGCUCCAGGUCCCGGCGGCCGUAACGCUCGACGACGACCUCCAGCCCUGGGUGCGCACCACGAUCGGGGCCGCCGCGCUGGCCGUCGACGACCGCUUCCUGCUCGACCUGACCGCGGCGGGCGGCAUCGUCACCGUCGCGCCGCCUGUCUUCGGCCCGGCCAACACGAGCGCGCUCGACUUGUUCGUCAGCGAAAACGCCGAGGCGCCCUACUGCCGCUGGCUGCUCGGCGUGCCGGACAACGCCACGAUCAAUGGCACCGCGGCGUCGGGGGCCACGCUGCUGAUGCAGGACGCCAGGCAGCGGGUGUCGCUCUACGGCUCGGCGCUGGUGUCGCCGCGCCACAUGCCCCGCGUGCGGCUCCACGGCCCGCUCGCCGUCGCCGCGCUCCUGCACAACGCGACCAACGGCACCGCGCGCGACGUAGUGCUCAACCCGGCCUCGCUCUCGGUCGUCGAGGCGCUCGUGCCCAUCGUGCCGCCGCCUCCGCCCCACGGCAACGACACCACCAACGGCACCGCGCCGUUCGUCUCGGCUCUGUCGCGCAGGGAGUUUGGCGAUGACGUCAGCAGCGAGCUUAACCAGCAGCCGCUGUUGCACGUGGAGUGGAUCAUCGCAUCGUGGCAAGAGCAGGGCUACCUGCGCGUGGAGCUCGCCGACGGCAUCAACAGCGUCGUAUUCAACCACACCAGCGCUUCGGCAGCGGCGGCGGCGGCGACCUUCCAGAUGCCCACGCUCGUCGUGCGCGAGGCGGCCGCGGCCACGCUCGUCCCGCCUCAGCUCGGUCCGUCGCGCACGCCGUCGGUCAACCUGCUCCGCACGCGCGAGAUCAAGGCCGACCUCUCGACCCAGUUCCUCGAAGCGCUGCCGGCCGACGUCGGCGACGAUGAGGGCUACUGCCUGCAGCCGACGGAGCAGACCGACCGCAACUCGUGGCUGUGGCUCACCGUGCGGCAGGCGCCCUGGCUCGAGCCCUACCUCGCGUGCCGGCCCGACGCCGAGCUUGAGCGCUGCCGGCGCGACCACUUCGUGUCGCUCGACCUCGACCACCAGCACCACCGCCUCCGCGCCGUGCUCCACCUGACGCCAUUGAAGAACGUCGUCCCUGUCAGCAGCAACCACUCCGCCAACCACUCCACCGCCGCCGAUGCCGGGGAAGACGUGCCCUUCGUGCUGUUCGUCACCGCCGCCGGCGCCGACGCGGUCCACCACCCGAUGGCCGUGGGCGCGCCCACCGAAUGGGACUACGGCCUGAGCGUGCUGGUGCUCUUCGGCGGCAUGAUGGCCAUCGGCUUUGGCUGGUGGGUCAUCACCGGCAGCGUCAUCCCGGCGGCCUGGGGGCCGUUCGUGAUCACCGCAGCGCUGGCGGGCCUCGUCGAGUCCGACACGACGUGGGACCCGCGCGUGGUGUCGAUCGUCGAAGCGGCCUACUGGAUGGUGAGCUCGUUCGUGUCGGGCUGCCACCUGCUCGGCGUGUUCCACAUCUGCGUGCUGGCCGUCUUCCUGGGCCUCGGCGCGCUGGGCCUCGGCGCCCUCUUCCUCCGGGACUCGUGGUCGCGCCUGCUGGUGCCGGUGGUCCGCCGCGCGGUGACGGCUCUGGCCGCCGUCGCCAUCCCCUUCGUCAUCGCCCAGGCGCCGGCCCGCGCCGGCCAGUCGGUGGGCUGGAGCGUGUUCACCGGCGGCCUCGGCCUAUGCGGCCUGUUCGUGGUCGCGUCGCUGCUCUUCCACACCUUCGCCGCCAUCCGCAGCCGCAGCCGCCGCGUACCGGCCGCCGCGCCCGCGCUGCUCCUGGCCGCGGUGGUGGUCGGCAUGUCGAUCCUCACGCGGCUGCGCUACGACGACGACGAGGUGACGCACAAAAUCAUCUUCAUUGCCGCGAUCGUCGCCGUGGCCGUCGACGGCGUGGCGAGCCUGUGCGGCAUGCUGGUGCUGACGUCGCUGGUCAAGGGCUGGUGGCGCGUGAGCCCGGGCCUCAUCUCCGGCGUCACGACGCUCGCCAGCGCCGGCUGCGGCUUCGCCUUCCUCUUCACCCUCAACCACAGCGCGGGCCUGCUGCCGCUCAUCAUGUGGUACGUGUGGGCGCUCCUGCCGACCGUGGCCGCCGUCUUCGUGCUGGUCCUGCCGUGCCCGGUGAUCACGAAGUCGACGAACAAGAAGGGUACCACGGAGGAGCUGGGCCUGUCGGUGGCCGAGAACGAGAGGCCGCUGCUGCAGGGCGAAGAGUUCGGGCGGCGCGAGAACACCGGGUCGUACGUGCCGCCGCCCUUUGGCUCCAUCAAUGGUGGCUACGAGGGCGUCACCGGCGACGUGGACACCGACGUCGCGCGCCUGUAG
Acanthamoeba castellanii str. Neff is the source of this 12360-nucleotide messenger RNA. RefSeq lists its product as uncharacterized. The record is from RefSeq and is a predicted model, not a curated record. Bases 1 to 12360 code for a protein of 4119 amino acids. Lineage: Eukaryota; Discosea; Longamoebia; Acanthamoebidae. The transcript has a single exon.